CCAAAUUGAUGUGAUUUGUAUAGUUUAGUAAAAAUCCAUUUUUUAUAUGGCUUGCAAACUUUUCUCUUAUUUUCUUGCAUUCUGGAGUCUCUUGGGUUCAUUGGGAGUGAGGAGGACUUGAAGGGGUUAUCCUUUGAUUGUGGAAAGUGACUUCUCGUUGCAUUCUGUGGUGCAUUUGAAAGGAGGGAAUAAGUGAGCUCUUGAUAUAAUAAAGCUCUCUGUUGAUUAACUUAAAAAAAGUGUUUGACAUGUCCUUAUUUUUGUGGGUUAGGGGGCUCAGAGACUCUCAAAGGGAUGACUGUUUUUGAACUUUUUGAGUACUCUUUAACUUUUGAAUAAUUGUCUUUUAUUGUGCACCUCAAAUAAACUUGUACUUGGGGUCUGCUCCUUUUGGUCCAAUUUAUUUGAUUUGGCUAUCUCGAGAGGAAAAAAAGUUAAUCACAUCCUUACAUCUUUUCUUGAUGAAACAAAAACCUAAGAGGGCAUGGUUUAUCAUUUCAACAUGCAUGAUUCUGGUAUUAAAAUGGUUAUAUAGUGAAGCUCAUCUGCAUAUCUUCCCUUUUUCUUUUCUUUUUUCUUUUUGGUUUUGGUUCUUCUUCUGGUGAAUAGGAACUUAAUGUUAGUGCUUUCUAUUUUUUCCAUACUAGUCUUAAAUGUCAAAUCUUUCUUUGGAUGCCUAAAGCCUCUUGUUUUCAUCCAAACCCUUUAUUUUGAAGGGGGGUAAUGGGCUUGGUGUAUGGCCAGGCAUGAGGCAACUGUGCCUUAGAAAAAGUCUUUUGUAUGGACUCAUGCGCCUUUUAUCAACACCAUUCAAAACUUUGCGCACAGCUGGUCGCACACUCAAAGUUGCGCAAUUUUGCAGUGUUUCCAAUACGUCUUCCACAUUGCAAAUUGAAUUGGUACCAUGUCUGAAGGACAACUAUGCAUAUCUUUUACAUGACGUCGAUACAGGCACAGUUGGAGUUGUUGAUCCUUCUGAAGCCGUACCUGUUAUAGAUGCCCUGAGUAGGAAAAACCGAAACCUAACCUAUAUCCUGAACACUCAUCACCAUUUUGAUCACACUGGUGGGAAUGCUGAGUUAAAAGCAAGGUAUGGUGCAAAGGUAAUUGGUUCUGGAAUAGACAAGGAUCGAAUUCCUGGAAUUGAUAUAGUUUUGAAAGAUGGAGACAAGUGGAUGUUUGCAGGCCAUGAGGUGGUUGUAAUUGAAACUCCUGGUCAUACCCGAGGCCACAUUAGCUUCUACUUUCCGGGAUCAGGGGCAAUUUUUACAGGGGAUACUUUGUUCAGUCUAUCAUGUGGCAAACUUUUCGAAGGAACUCCUGAGCAGAUGCAUUCUUCCCUUAGUAAGAUUAUGUCUUUGCCAGACGAAACAAAUAUCUAUUGUGGUCAUGAAUAUACAUUGAGCAAUUCAAAGUUCGCAUUAUCUAUCGAACCCAAGAAUGAGGUCCUCCAGUCCUAUGCCACCCAUGUUGCCCAUCUCCGUAGUAAGGGCUUGCCAACGAUCCCAACUACACUGAAGAUGGAAAAGAUGUGCAACCCAUUCCUUCGCACUUCAAGCCCAGAAAUACGGAAAUCGUUAAAGAUUACAGCCACAGCAGAUGACUCAGAAGCCCUGGGGAUCAUCCGUGAAGCAAAGGACAACUUUUAAGAUCAUCAUCAUCAUACCUUGUUCUUGAUUUUGUAUAGGAGGGGUGAUCUCUUUCGCAUGUGAAAUAAAGACCACCAAUAUUUUGAUGAUAUCAAUUUUUUGUUUUUUCCUCUGUUUUGAACAUUUUUUUUUAGUUUUCUUAGAUGUUUCUUUAAGCUAAACUGAACAUGUUGAUUGCCAAAAGCAAAAGUGGCAAAUGCAAUGAUAUCAAGAAAUGGUUGUGAUAUUUGGAAAAACCCUAACAGAUGAUCUUUAACAUUUUUGGGCGCCAUUGAUGAAAAGUGUGUUCAUCCUGGUUGAGUUGGACUCUGGAUAUAAGGGAAUCUGCAUAACAAUGGCAAUUUCAUGAUUUACUUUCA
Messenger RNA from Vitis riparia (riverbank grape), 2008 nucleotides. Its product is annotated as probable hydroxyacylglutathione hydrolase 2, chloroplastic. The record is from RefSeq and is a predicted model, not a curated record. The transcript is spliced from 8 exons. Gene Ontology annotation, molecular function: hydroxyacylglutathione hydrolase activity. NCBI's taxonomy places the organism in Eukaryota, Viridiplantae, Streptophyta, Magnoliopsida, Vitales, Vitaceae. Bases 747 to 1649 code for a protein of 300 amino acids.